Globicephala melas (long-finned pilot whale) is the source of this 10710-nucleotide messenger RNA. RefSeq names its product immunoglobulin superfamily member 9B (gene IGSF9B). NCBI's taxonomy places the organism in Eukaryota, Metazoa, Chordata, Mammalia, Artiodactyla, Delphinidae. The record is from RefSeq and is a predicted model, not a curated record. Gene Ontology annotation, molecular function: protein binding. Gene Ontology annotation, biological process: cell-cell adhesion.
UAGUGCAGGUGCCGCUGCGCCGGGCGGGAGGCUACGCGCCGAGCCGAGCGGAGCCGCGGAGGGAUGGGGAGCGGGCCGCCCGGUCUGCAAGAGCCGCAGGAGCCGCGGGAGCACCGGCACGGGGCGUAGGCGGCGCGGGGCACUUUGCGAUAGGAUGAGGCUCCUGGCUGGCGCGCGGUAGUACUAUGAUUUGGUAUGUGGCCACUUUGAUAGCAAGUGUGAUCAGCGCCCGAGGUCUUGCGGCUCAAGGUGCCCACGGCCUGCGAGAGGAGCCCGAGUUCGUGACCGCGAGGGCCGGCGAGAGCGUGGUCCUGCGAUGCGACGUGGUCCACCCGGUGACGGGGCAGCCCCCGCCCUAUGUCGUCGAGUGGUUCAAGUUCGGGGUGCCCAUCCCCAUCUUCAUCAAGUUUGGCUACUACCCGCCCCAUGUGGACCCUGAGUAUGCAGGCCGCGCGAGCCUCCACGACAAGGCAUCCCUGCGGCUGGAGCAGGUGCGCGCCGAGGACCAGGGCUGGUACGAGUGCAAGGUGCUCCUGCUGGACCAGCAGUACGACACCUUCCACAACGGCAGCUGGGUGCACCUCACCAUCCACGCUCCUCCCACCUUUACAGAAACCCCCCCCCAGUACAUCGAGGCCAAGGAGGGCAGCAGCAUCACCAUGACCUGUACAGCUUUUGGGAACCCGAAGCCCAUCGUCACCUGGCUGAAGGAGGGGAUGCUGCUAGGUGCCAGCGGCAAGUACCAGGUGAGUGACGGCAGCCUGACGGUGACUUCGGUCAGUCGGGAGGACAGAGGUGCCUACACCUGUCGCGCGUACAGCAUCCAGGGGGAGGCCAUCCACACCACCCACCUGCUCGUCCAAGGACCUCCCUUCAUCGUCUCCCCUCCUGAGAACAUCACUGUCAACAUAUCCCAGGAUGCUCUGCUCACCUGCCGGGCAGAGGCCUAUCCCGGCAACCUUACCUACACCUGGUACUGGCAGGACGAGAAUGUCUACUUCCAGAAUGAUCUGAAGCUGAGGGUGCGGAUCCUGAUCGACGGGACCCUGAUUAUCUUCCGGGUGAAGCCUGAGGACGCGGGGAAGUAUACCUGCGUCCCCAGCAACAGCCUGGGACGCUCGCCCUCGGCCUCGGCGUACCUGACCGUGCAGUACCCAGCCCGCGUCCUCAACAUGCCCCCCGUGAUCUAUGUGCCUGUGGGAAUUCAUGGCUACAUCCGCUGCCCUGUGGACGCAGAGCCACCGGCCACCGUGGUCAAGUGGAACAAGGACGGCCGCCCCCUGCAGGUUGAGAAGCAGAACCUGGGCUGGACCCUGAUGGAGGACGGCUCCAUCCGAAUCGAGGAGGCCACAGAGGAGGCUCUUGGCACUUACACCUGUGUGCCUUACAACACCCUGGGGACCAUGGGCCAGUCCUCCCCCGCGAGGCUCGUCCUGAAGGACCCCCCAUACUUUACGGUGCUACCAGGCUGGGAGUACAGGCAAGAGGCCGGCCGGGAGCUGGUCAUCCCCUGCGCCGCCGCCGGGGACCCCUUCCCUGUCAUCACGUGGAGGAAGGUAGGGAAGCCCAGCAGAAGCAAGCACAGCGCCCUGCCCGGCGGGAGCCUGCAGUUCCGCGCCCUGAGUAAGGAGGACCACGGGCAGUGGGAGUGCAGCGCCACCAAUGUGGUCACCAGCAUCACUGCCAGCACCCACCUGACUGUCGUCGGCACCAGCCCCCAUGCCCCGAGCAGUGUCCGGGUCCAGGUCUCCAUGACAACUGCCAACGUGUCCUGGGAGCCAGGCUACGAUGGAGGAUUUGAGCAGACAUUCUCUGUUUGGUACGGACCUCUGAUGAAGCGGGCACGGUUUGGGCCCCACGACUGGCUGUCCCUGCCUGUGCCUCCGGGACCCAGCUGGCUGCUGGUGGAUGCCCUGGAGCCCGAGACAGCAUACCAGUUCAGUGUCCUGGCCCAGAACAAGCUGGGCACCAGCGCCUUCAGUGAGGUGGUCACUGUGAACACUUUAGCAUUCCCUGUCACAACUCCAGAACCCCUGGUGCUGGUUACCCCACCGAGGUGCCUCACAGCCAACCGGACCCAGCAGGGUGUGCUCCUGUCCUGGCUCCCACCUGCCAACCACAGCUUCCCCAUCGACCGCUACAUCCUGGAGUUCCGCGUCGGAGAGCGCUGGGAGACGCUGGAUGACGCCAUACCUGGCACUGAUGGGGACUUCUUUGCUAGGGACCUGUCCCAGGACACGUGGUACGAGUUCCGGGUCCUGGCUGUCAUGCAGGAUCUGAUCAGCGAGCCCAGCAACAUCGCCGGCGUCUCCAGCACAGACAUCUUCCCGCAGCCGGACCUGACCGAAGAUGGCCUGGCUCGGCCGGUACUGGCUGGAAUCGUGGCCACCAUAUGCUUCCUGGCUGCGGCCAUCCUGUUCAGCACCCUGGCCGCCUGCUUUGUCAACAGGCAGCGCAAGCGGAAGCUCAAGCGCAAGAAAGACCCUCCACUCUCCAUCACGCACUGCAGGAAGAGCCUGGAGUCUCCCUUGUCCUCCGGCAAGGUCAGCCCCGAGAGCAUCCGCACACUCCGCGCCCCGUCCGAGUCCUCCGACGACCAGGCCCAGCCGGCGGCCAAGAGGAUGCUGAGCCCCGUGCGGGAGAAGGAGCUGUCCUUGUACAAGAAGACCAAGAGGGCCAUCAGCAGCAAGAAGUACAGCGUGGCCAAGGCGGAGGCCGAGGCGGAGGCCACCACGCCCAUCGAGCUCAUCAGCAGGGGCCCCGACGGCCGCUUUGUGAUGGACCCCUCCGAGGUGGAACCCUCUGCGAAGGCUCGGCGCAUUGAGGGCUUCCCCUUUGCGGAGGAGACCGACAUGUACCCUGAGUUCCGCCAGUCGGACGAGGAGAAUGAAGACCCGCUGGUGCCCGCGUCUGUGGCCGCCCUCAAGUCCCAGCUGACCCCUCUGUCAUCCAGCCAGGAGUCUUACCUGCCACCACCAGCAUACAGCCCUCGGUUCCAGCGCCGCAGCCUGGAGGGCCCUGGCGGCCUGGAGGGCCGGCUCCAGGCCACUGGCCAAGCCAGGCCACCCGCUCCCCAGCCCUUCCACCACGGCCAGUAUUACGGGUACCUCAGCAGCAGCAGCCCUGGGGAGGUGGAGCCGCCGCCCUUCUACAUGCCGGAGGUGGGCAGCCCCCUGAGCUCUGUCAUGUCCUCGCCACCUCUGCACACCGAGGGGCCUUUCGGCCACCCCGCCAUCCCCGAGGAGAACGGAGAGAACGCUUCCAACAGCACGCUGCCCUUGACUCAGACGCCCACCGGCGGGCGCUCCCCAGAGCCCUGGGGCCGGCCGGAGUUCCCCUUUGGGGGACUGGAGACCCCGGCCGUGGUGUUCCCCCACCAGCUGCACCCGUGUGAUGUGGCUGAGAGUCUGCAGCCUGCAGCCGGCCUCCCCCGAGGACUGCCGCCCGCCUCCCUGCCGGUGCCCGCAGCCUACCCGGGCAUCCUGUCUUUGGAGGCGCCCAAGGGCUGGGCUGGCAAGGCGCCGAGCAGAGGCCCUGCCCCAGUGCCCCCCGCCGCCAAGUGGCAGGACAGGCCUGUGCAACCUCUGGUGAGCCAAGGGCAGCUGAGACACACCAGCCAAGGCAUGGGCAUACCCGUGUUGCCUUACCCCGAGCCGGCCGAGCCGGGGGCGCACGGCGGCCCCAGCGCGCUGGGCCUGGACACCCCGUGGUAUGAGCCUCAGCCCCGGCCCCGGCCCAGCCCCCGGCAGGCCAGGCGCGCCGAGCCCAGUUUACAUCAAGUGGUGCUACAGCCCUCCCGGCUCUCGCCUCUGACCCAGAGCCCCCUCGGCUCGCGCACCAGCUCCCCCGAGCUCGCCGCGCGGGCCCGGCCGCGCCCCGGCCUCCUGCAGCCCGCUGAGGUGUCGGAGACCGCCCUGCAGCCGCCGGCUGCCGUCAGCUUCUCGCGCAAGUCCACGCCGUCCACGGGCUCCCCGUCCCAGAGCAGCCGCAGCGGCAGCCCCAGCUACCGGCCCACCGUGGGCUUCACCGCUCUGGCCACGGGCUACCCCUCCCCUCCGCCGGGCCCCGCAGGGCCUGUGGACCACUUGGAUGUGUUUGGACAGACGCCUUCCCCUCGGAGGGUGGGGGAGGAGCUGCUCAGACCGGAGCCGCCCCCGCCACCGUUACCUACCGCAGGGACACAUCCACCUGCUCCUGGGAAUGCUGCUGUACCUGAGAGGCUGGAGGCUCUGAAAUACCAGCGGAUAAAGAAGCCCAAAAAGUCAUCCAAGGGCUCCUCGAAGUCAAAGAAACGAUCCGAUGGUUCUGCCUCCCAGGCUCAGAACCUUCCAAACUCUCAGGUCCUGUGGCCCGACGAAGCUGUCUGCCUCCGGAGGAAGAAGAGACAUUCCCGGCCCGACCCCUUUGCCCGACUCUCAGACUUGUGCCACCGCCAGCUUCCGGAAGACCAGACGGCAAUUCUCAGCAGCGUGGAGCACGAUGAUCCUGGCCACGCCACUUUGCUGUGAUGCCACAACUUAAGCGUCCCCUGGGCGAGGAUGCUGGCCGAGGGGCAAGGGUGGGCACGGGUGAUGGGUGUGCAGGGCUUCGUCCUCUCCUGCCAGUGGAGGGGUGGCCUGGUCGUUAGUUUCCAGGGCUGCUCAGACCCUGGUUCUGCUUGUUCUCCCUUUGGCCUGAGCGGGUGUCUCCUCUGCAUCCUGGCCUGCUGGCCUCGUGUCCAGCAGAGAGGGCUGAGGGCAGACUGGCCGCCGUGGCUGUGUGUAGAGCUCGGGAAGUGAACUGGGGACAGGGAGAGCUAUGCCUCCUCCCCCGCCUUCCCCUCUUCACUGGAUGGAUUUUUCCCACCUCCUCAAAUAUCUCUGGAGUGCAAAAGAGGAAGCAAUGGCUCUCACUGCUGUCUGCUUCUGUUCAGUUUCUCAAGUCCUGAAAGAGGGCUGGACUUCCUGCCAUCUUCCAGACUCUACAUAUAUAUAGAUAUAGAUGCAAAUGCGUAUGUGUGUAGUUUGUGGGUUUCUUUAUGUAUAUAUAUGUACGUGGAAGCAAAUGCUGUUUACUUCUGUGGUCAGUGGAAGGAGGAGGGAGAGGGCAGCUGGCAUGUGGGCUUUGUGAGGGGCUCGCGGGGGCCCUGGUGUCUCUAUCUCGGGAGUGAGUCCUUCUGAAGUGGGAUUCAUGCCUUCUCAGCUGAAUUCCCCGUUUGUCUUGACCUUCUCCCAUUCAGAGUGGAAGUAGGGGCUUGCCAUGAUUCCUGCUGCCUGCUUUGGGGGGUUCAGCAGUGAGUUACCACAGAACUAAACACAGCCUUUAUUUCUUGGUUCUGGGUGAAGAAGGGUGGCUGGUGAACGGCCAGACAGGCAUCUCUCUUCGUUUCAUGGUUUGGCUCAGAAGUAGAAGCUGCUUAGCAGCGGGGCCGGGAGGUGGCCCUGUGCUCAGACUCAAGCUCAUCGUCAGCCCGUUGGUCCAGCCAGGCUUGGAGCCCUGUGGCCGAGGGCCUCCCACUCUGGAGCCAUCUGUGCCGAGCACCAGGCGCCGUGGCUCUAUUUAUAUCCCAGCCUGGCUCCGCACCCUCUGGAGCGCUGUUCCAAAGCCCUGAUUGGAUUCCUCCUUUCCUUUUGUGGGAGCUAAUUCCCCAGAUUGAUUAAUUGCCACGUGUGGGGAGCCCGCCCGCGCUCCUCUCCAUGCUUCCCACGUGCAGCCCGCCGCAGACCUGAGCUCCCACAGGAUGGGAUCAGAUAAAGCUGGGGGGCCUCAGAUUCUGGGUUCUGGGGGUGCUCAGGCCCCUAUUCCCCCAGGUCUGUUUAUAUAGAACUGGCUGAGGCCUGGGAGUGAAGCUGGAAGGGGUGGGAGGCAGGAGCCAGGCUCCAUCCUUUCCCUGCCGAAUUCUUGUCCUAACUCAGACUCUUAGCACCCAGAAGCUUCUGCGAGGUCGUCUUACAGUGACUACAGAUGUAUCUCUCUCUUCCAGUAAGGUAACGGCGCUGCCCUCGACAGGGCAGAAGGCCUCAGUGUGGCUGGGGUGCGUCUGGCGUCCUUCUCCUCUCGUGCAGGAGCCUGCUCUUCCGGCCACCCGAGAAUCGAGGGGGCUAUCAGGUUCUGCCAAGUACUUCCUUCUUGGUGCUGCUGUCUUGGUGGGUUUGGGGACAUCCCUUGUCCCCAGAUGCCUGCUUGGAUGUUGGCCCAGUCAAAGCACUGGAGACUUCUGUGGCUCUCAGCCCGGUGACCCAGGCGAGGCGGCCCGAGAGCAGGCAGCUGCACAUCCCGGGGAGCUUCCAUCCUAGGGGUGAAUCUGCUGCCACGCAGACCCGCCCCGUGCUUCCUUCUCUUGCCCAGCGAGUGGGGACCAAUUCCACCCUUGAGGCUCUGCCUCAGAAGUCACAAAAACCACAGUUUCUUUCCAAACGCGACACAUCGUGGAGAAAGGAGUGGGAGGGGCAGCACUUGUAGCCUCGCCGUGUCCACUGCCCAGCCCCCGGGUGGAACCUGCGCCAUCUGGCCAGUGCACUUCGCUGGGCACCAAGUCCAAGUCCAAGCCACCCUCCGGGCGGCAGCUCCAGCGAAGUAGCGACUCUGCUUCCUUCCUGAGGCAGCACUACCUCUGCCACCGUGCCCGACAGGGGACACAUGGGCACCUCCUCUGGGCCCUGGGGUCGGUUGUGGCCUUUGUGCGCACUCUCAUGGUGGCUGUUUCUCGAGCAGAGCAGAUCCUGCUGGACUGUACGUGGGACGUCAGGGCUGUGUGUCUUCAGGGUGAACUAGGCCACCCUUUCUGAGCCCCGUGCUGGGACUGUAGGCCCCGAGGUUACAACAGAAGAGGAGAUGGGGGAAGGCUCUGCUGCUUUACGGUGGCAUACAGGGCCCCGCCCAUGAGCCAUCCCCAGUGGUGACAAAGGUGCUGACUUCUUCCUUCCUUCCUUCCUUUCUCUGGCUGUGCCCUGUACCUCAGCAGAUAAGACCAAAUGGUUGGAGCUGUGCUUUUUGCUGGCCACUGGGUGGCAGCUGGGCUGGGUGUCCCCAAAGCUGGGGAAGGACAUAAGGCCGACCUAUCUCUCAACAGCUUCGGACUCAUUUCUCCUCCCAAGAGGGCUUCCUUCUUGUGACAGUGUGCAUGGAGACUGGCAGCCUUCCUGCACCUUGGGGAGCUGGUUCAGUACUUCCUGUAAGGAUUGCGAUGGAAACUGGCAGAAUACAGUUCCCUCUGUCCACGAGGUGGAGACAGGGAUGUCACAGGCACACACUGAAGUGCUGAGUGUGAGCAUGUGCGAGAGGGUGUGCUCGUGAAUGUCUGCAUCGUGGGGUGCAGCCGUUUCUAAGGACCAGAUGUCCUUUGCGCUCUGCCCUUGAACAACUGCAGUGACGACUCUGAAGCUUCCUCUGACUUUCAUGCUCCAGUCCAUGGGAGAUCAGGUGUCUUCCAAACUGCCCCUUGGAUGAUCUGGUAGCCUUGCAUAGAAGUAACCUGCCCCUUCGUCCUGCAUCUUGCCUGGAGACUGCAGCUGUUUCAGGUUAGGUGACUCGGAGCCCGGGGAAAGGGUAAAGUGAUGCCAUAAGCUGUUUAAUAAGGAAAGUGGGUUUCCUGUUUCUUGAUUCGCUAGCUGACCAGCUGGGGUUGAGUGUGGGCCCCGCCCAGCACGCGGUGGUCAACUUUGUCUGUGAGCUCCCAGCCUGUCUCCCUCAGCUUUCCUCAGAGACACGGGUCUGAGAGGCCUUCUGAGACUCCGCUUUCUCCAGGGGAAGGAUGCUUCAUCCCACAGGGCGGGCAGGGUCUGCGCCCCCUUUGAGCAGGAGCCCAUGUCCCAUGGUCGUGUGCAGGGGGGUGUCUCAAGCAGGGGUGGACUGGAGGCAUAAUUAAUAUUUUUCAAUACUGUCUUUAUUUUUGAUUUGAGAUCUAAAAUAUUUGGGGUUAAACUGAUUUCACCUGUUUUCCUUUGCCCUUUUCAUGCAGAGGAAACCUGGUAGGAUUAACAGGUGAAAUUUCCUGACUAGGGUUUGUUUUUUUUUUUAAAGGUUGACAAGAUAGCUUCAGGGAGGAAACAGACUUCACAGAGCAUCAGGGCGACUUUGUCACUCGCCAGGAUUAGAAUUCGGGGCCAAGGUGUGCAUAGCUGGAGCUGUUUCUUCCAAUUUUGUUAGAAAAAGCCUUUUGGUGGAUUGGGGUGGGCUGGGGGAAGGAACUGUACAUAAAGUACAUUUUAUUACUAUGUAGAGAAACAUAGGGAAAGAAAAGCUCAUAGUUAACCCGAGGCUUGCUUUGCUUGCGUGUGACAGAGCUUUCGGCGGGGGCAUCACAGGGAUUGUUGGGGAACAGCAGGAAGGUAGAGUUCCUGGGGGCUCCCCUGAGUUCGUCCCCCAGCCCCUCUGGGAAGCGGGCAUCCAUGGCUCAGUUCUACCUUUCUAUCUUCAAAAUAAAGGGAGGCUGGAGGCUUGGAGUCCCGUGGGUCUGCAUUGUUGCCUUGAGGAGAGGACCCAGGAGUGUUUUGGGAAGGGCGUUAGAAAGCUGGAGUGUGGAGAGGAGGUCGGCUUUCUGCCGCGUGUCUGUAAGGCCGGAAGGGGAGUAGACAGCCAGGUCGGCCCCGGAGUGGGAGGCGGGGAUGGAUGUGACAGUAAGACCAAAGCGAGGGACAUCAAGCUUACCUUUCUCUCUGGGCACGUGGUAACUUAGUUACUAUUCAGGGUGCCGUGUACAGGUUGGGCGUGGCCCCAGGAAGAGAAAGAGGAGAGGCUGCCCUGGGGUGGGGUGGAGGCAGUGAAGACCUUUGCGGGGGGCGAUGCAGUCAUUGAAAGAAGCCUGGGGGUGAGUCUUGGAUCCCGAAGGGGUCUUGCUUCUUGGCUGGACGUCCUUGCUCCCUCUAGAGUCAGCCUACGACGCUGAGUGCCCAAACCAAGCAUGGAUGUAUUCUCUGUGAUGUCAGUUUGUGGGGACUCCUCAUGCCCAAAGCUGGGAGACUUGUCUUGGGGUCCCUGUGCUACCAGCAGCUCUGUGUUAGUGGAGAAGGAAGAACUGUUCUUAGGGAUUUGCAUCUGUUCUCAUAAGGAGAAGGGCAGCUGGCCUCUUCCAUGCUCUGAAACUGGUCCUGAGACAGUGUCGCUGGGGGAGGAGAGGAGGGACUGAGGCUGGGUUACACCUUUCCUCCUGAGGGGGCAAGACUGCAGCACAUCACAGAGCUACACAGUGGCUGUGUUCCUACCGCUUUCGUCCUCACCUCUCUUCUUUUGUGACAUGAAAGCUAGCAGUCUGGUGGACGUAGGAGGGUGAAAGGGUUCACCCUGAAAUCAGACCAGCCAUUCCUCUGUCCUCUUUGAUGUCUCCAAACCUGCCUCCUUUCACGUCAAGAGGCAGAAUUUAAAAAGUUGAUAAACCAAGGAUCAAUGCCCAGAUUGGACUUCAGCGCUUUAGCAACUCGAUGUUUGGUUAGGGGUGUCCAUUACCACCCCCUCUGACUGGCAGUGAAUCCACACUGGUCCAGUGCUUUAUUUCUGGGCCCCCUGUCUGUGCUUUCAAAUAAGUUUUUCAUGAGCAAGUAUAAUAUUUUGUUUGUUGGGUUACUGAGCGGGUAGAAGUGUUUCUAUGACCCAUUUUAAGCUAGAAGAAUAAAUCAAUAGGUUGACUCUUAGCCAAAGACAUUCCCACACCCCAAGGGUUUCUGUGUAGGAUGAGGAAAAGUGAGGCAUAAGUGCAAACAUCACUGCUGGCUGCCCAUACGUUCUAGAAGAGCUGGUGCAUCUUGACUGCUAAAUACUGGGGUAGAACAGCAGCCAUUAAUAAAAUCACUUGGACAGUCUCCUCCGUGGUGGGUCAGCAGUGGUAGUUAGGGUUUCCGAAGAAGGCUGAUGAAACAGUCAUUAGCUUCAGAUCACUGGCUGGGAGAGCUGGACUGGGGGGUUAGGGAGAAGUGGUACAAGUCCUCAGUUCCUGUCCCUGGUCCUUUGCCAUCUGUCCUUCCCAUCCCACUUGAUGGUGACAUGAAUGGCUGCUGGGCCUCUUCUUUUGGAGCUUGAAGACAUAUGCUCUACCAAUCCCUCCCCUCCCUGGCACUGGAUUCCCCGUCUUUAUUGUAGGACCCAGGCCACCCUCUCCCUUCCGCCCCAUAUGCACACCAGUUACUUCCUUUUCCUUCCUAUCCCACUUCACGGCUCCAGGGAUCCUGACCUUGUGCAUGGUUUAUGAUGGGGAAGUGGUUGGGUGGGGAAGGGAAUCUGAGAGGGGAGAAGGUUUGGGCUGGGGAGGGGGGAUUUGCAUUUUCAGCCUUACAAACACUGCCAGCAUGCUUUUGAUGAUGUGCAACAUACGUAGAAGGAAGGGGCAAAUGCCGACUUUCCUCCUAUUGGUUGAUGAGGGCUUAGGGGCUUUUUGGUCCUUUUUGGCUUAUGGCAUCUAAGAGACCUUGUUUCUGGUGUGGGGAGUAGACCUCCUGACGGCCAUCUUGCAGUCUUUGGAAGGGAAAUUGUCAGUCAGUCUCAACGAAUAUUUCUAUUGCCUACUGCGAACCAAGAGGGGUCUGUUGUGAACAGACAGUGUCCAGGCUGGGGCAGAGAGGUGGGAUUGUCUCACCUGUCUCUCUGCAGUCACCAGGCUAUCUCCCUGGUCUCUAGCCCCAGCCAGCUGUCUUGUCCAUGUUCCUUUCCUGGGCUCAGGAAGUGAGAGAGAGAGAGAGAGAGAGAGAGAGUCCCCGCACGCAUGCAUGUGGUAUGUGACGUUUGCAUGGUGUGUGUGUG